Molecule: messenger RNA, 5746 nt
Organism: Corapipo altera (White-ruffed manakin)
Lineage: Eukaryota; Metazoa; Chordata; Aves; Passeriformes; Pipridae
Gene: LRTM2
Product: leucine rich repeats and transmembrane domains 2
Exons: 5
Coding region: 809-1921 (370 amino acids)
Biological process (GO): positive regulation of synapse assembly; axonogenesis; regulation of presynapse assembly
Cellular component (GO): membrane
Molecular function (GO): protein binding
Source: RefSeq, a predicted model, not a curated record
GAGCUCCUCCCGCCCUGGCAUCUCCUCACCCCUCCUCGAGCCCCUUAGCUCCUGGCACCCGGAGAGGGAUGGCAGCAAGGGUGGGAGGAGGGGGAGAGAGGGACUGACAGCAACUGCCCUUUCUCCAGGAUGGGUUGAGAGAAACGAAAACCUCCCGAGCUCCUUCCUCUGGGUGUUUUGGAGCAGAUCCUGCCUGCCUGGCGGGGUGACUCCUCUGCACUGUCUGUGUGCGUUCCUGUGCGUGUGCUGCUGCCAUCGCAGAUGUACCCCCAGCUGUCACUUCACCGCGCACAGUCUCUCCCUCUCCCGCCUCUCUCUCUCUCUUUCUCUCUCCCCCUAUUUAUUAUUUACGGAGGAUUACAGUCCCUUUCCCACGCUGUCACCUCGCCGUGCGGCUCCUCUGCCCUCCACGCGGGGUGAGCGGCUGGCUAGGGGGGGCUCCUGCCAGCGAGGGGCCACCGAGAGCCCAGCUGGCAACAGAGGGACUUUUCUGCUGGAUUUGUUUUGGGAUUGUACCGGCUUCACUGGAAGAGCUGCUAUUCUCACAGGAGGGUCCAUUCCAGCCCGAGAGAGUGCUAUAGGGAGUUAAAUAGAGCACACAGAAAGCCUGCUGCUGGGGAAUGAAAGUCAAGGAGGGAAAGGGAAGGAAGAGGCUGUAAUUGGGCAGUGUCCGGGGAAUCAGGUGGAAGUGGCUGCAGGCAGAACCUCUCCAGGACCUGGCAGGCAGGCUACAAGGUCAUUCCUUCUCCUUUUGGGGCUGUGUGCCAGGCUGGCUGUUGGAUGUGAAGACACGCUGGAGAAGACAAGGAUGCUGCCUAUAAGUGCUGGCCACCGGUGGAGGAGCAGGUUCCUCAUGAGGUGGCAAGAGGCUUGUCUGCUUGGCUGUUGGCUGUCGCUAUGUGCUGCUGAGUCCUUCUUUGCUUGUCCUUCCUCCUGCAAGUGUAACAGUGGCAACCUGGAAGUGGACUGUAGUGGUUUGGGCCUCUCUUCCAUUCCCUCAGACAUCCCCACAAACACCAGGACCUUCCUCUUUCUCAACAACAAACUCAGCAUCCUGCCAGGAGCAGUGUUUUCCAACCUCUCCGCUCUACAGAGGCUGGAUCUAUCCAACAACUUCUUGGACCAGCUCCCUCAGAACAUCUUCAGUGACCUGGGGAACCUCACAGAGCUCCAGCUGAGGAACAACAGCAUUAGGGCCUUGGACAAGGACCUAUUACAACACACGGCCCUGCUGCGUCAGCUGGACCUCUCCAUCAACGGCCUGGCCCAGAUCCCCUCGGGAAUCUUUGACGACCUGCCUGCUCUCCGCUCCCUCUCUCUCAGGUCCAACCGCCUGCAGAGCCUGGACAGGGUGACCUUCGAACCGCUAACCAGCCUGCAGCUACUCCAGGUUGGGGAUAACCCCUGGGAAUGUGACUGCAACCUCCGAGACUUCAAACAUUGGAUGGAGUGGUUCUCCUACCGAGGUGGCAAAAUUGACCAACUGGCAUGUACCCUGCCCAAGGAGCUGAAAGGGAAGGAUAUGCGAAUGGUACCCAUGGAGAUGUUUAACUACUGCUCCCAGCUGGAUGAUGAGAACAGCUCUACUGUGCUGGACAAUACUGGCCCACCCUGCACUAAAGGCAGCCCAACUCCUUCCAAAUCUAAAUCAGGCCCAGAAACAGAAGUGGAGCCCAGUGUGGGAUGCCCUCAGAAACAGCGAUACAGGCCCGUGAGCGUGCGCCGGGCCAUUGGCACUGUGAUCAUUGCAGGGGUGGUUUGCGGCAUCGUUUGCAUCAUGAUGGUGGUGGCAGCUGCUUACGGCUGCAUCUACGCCUCCCUCAUGGCCAAGUACCACCGGGAGCUGAAGAAGAGGCAGCCGCUCAUGGGUGACACAGAAGGUGAACAUGAAGAACAAAAACAAAUCUCCUCUGUGGCGUGAAACUCUUCUAGGAAGGAAGGGACAGCGAUGAAAAAAGGUACCUGAGAGCAGUCAAGCAUGGGGUCCUCCCAAAAUACAUCUUCCCAGACAGAGAGACAGACUGUGCUAUUGCUCCACUCACCCAAGUAGUGCAACAUGCUUCUGGGGGGUCAGGGCACCUGGCUCAAUUUCUUUUCCUCUGCCCCAGGCCCAUUUUGUGCCCUUUCACCCUUGGGGCCUCCCAGACAAAAUAAAGUAGAGUCAGACCUCGAGUGCUUGCUGUGCCUCAUGCCCUUGCACAGAGCUUCCCUCACAUGCCUCCUGCAAAGGCAGUUGGCACAUUCUGGGAACCUGUGUUGUUCUCUCAGCUUUGGUCCUGAGUCAUCCUGUAUCCUGUCAAGAGUUCUCUGCAAACUGAGAGCAGCUCUGUGAAAGCUUGUGUGGGAAGCAGGACACCAGAAGUGUCCAUGCCUCACUGUUAGGGUCAUUACCUGUAAGUCAGUGCUCCUUACAUCAGAAGGGAGGGAAGGUCCCCAGGGUAGGACAACAGUCAGUGGGAGAGCUCCCUUCUCAUUUUUAAAGGUGGAAAGAUAACCUGUGUCACUUUAACACACUGCCAGGAGCGCAGUGUCCUUCUUUUUGCUCCUGGCCAAGUCCAAAUCUGUGAGCUGACACACACGUCAUCUCCUACGGGUGCACAGACAUGGAGUCACCCUCCUGUACACAGACACACUGACUCAUUCUGAUCCCAACACGCACACACAGCCAGCCACAGUUCCAGAUAUCCAGGCACCCCACCUGCACGUGCAGAGUCACACAUGCCCAUGCUGAUCUGCCCUCUGUGUGUUGAAUACAUUCAGCCACUUUACCUUACCCUGAUCACAGCACUGCAUAUCACCUUCUGCUUCAGACAAAAUACAUGCACACUCUGCCACUGAGGAGCUAACAGAGACAUCUCAGCCCUAGUGCAGAGCCAGUGGAAACUGGCAGGAGACAGCAGAGAGAGGCAAAAUUAUUGAGAUUACAGCAUGAGUCUGUGAAAAAAAUAAGGUGUAUUCUUCUUAUCUGUUUUAUGUUUUCUCUGAUAAAUGGAGAGGGUAAGGAUAUGAAGCCUCCAUUUAGAAAUGUUUGGCUGGCAGAGUAGAACUGGGUCAUCAGGAAAGACUAGAGGAGGAGGUGGCUUACCGGCCUCAGUAGCAUAAGCCACGCUGAGUAGUGUGAGCCUGGGGAAAGGUGCCAGGGGAAGAAGUCACACAACUGGCAUGGCUGGCAGAGGGGUCUGCAUGGCGUGUGGAGCAGGGUGACGCAGCUGAGGUGACUGAAAAGGGUGGGCGCAUUUCUGAGGGGUCUUGAGCUGAAGGCUGAGACCUGGAUCACAGCGUGGCAGGUGUGGGAGAGCCCAGGAAGGGUCCGGCAUGGAAGGCAGCACAGCCCACAUACGCUCCCCUCACCAUCACUGGUGUGUUUGACGCCAUCCACAGCUGCACACGAGCGUGCCCACACACGCAACUGCGCACACUGCCACUGUCACGCAGGGUGACUUCCCCCAGUCAGACUUUAAAGCCCUCAGACUGCAGUGCCUCCUAUUAGUUUUUGCUCAUUCUGACCUGACAGGGGAAAAAACAAAAAAAAAGUGAGAGGGGAAAAAAAAAAAUGAAAGGAACUCGACAUAAGGACUCAUUUUGUAUCACUGGAAGUGGGAUAAAAUGCUGUCUCCAGGGGAGAGCGCACAUUGCCAUGGUAACCUGCUCUAACCCGUCACAGUGGGUAUUCCUGGGCGAGGAAGAUGACACCGGAGGUCAUGCAUCCACAGUGCCUGUGGAUGGUGUGAUCCCUGCCAUGAGGAAACAAGCUGGCAGCCAGCCCAGCUUUGCAGGGUGUUUCGCUGGCAACCUGUGUUCAGAGCCCAGCAUGCACUGCAGGUGGACCCUGCCAGGGCACAUCACCUCUUCCACCUGCUCCAUCUGAAUCCCGAUGCCUUCGGACAUCUCGCAGCCCUCCCGCUCGCUGUGACCGGAUCCCUGUGGAAUCAAUGCACGCUGGCUCCUCACCUCCUUCUGGCCCCAGACAGGUGGUUGUACUGACCCACGGGCACACAACAUCUUUAAUCAAAGCCUGGAGUGGCAAAAUCCCUCCUGGUCUACCCAGGGUCACCAGAGGCAAGGAGACAGGAUACUCUGAGCUGUUUAAGCAUGACUUUCCUUCGACACAGGGACGCAUGGGACGGGGGAGGAUGUUCUUCAGGAAGCAGAAGACAAGGCUGCCAUGGAGGAACAAUUGGGAGAAGCAGUCCACCCACAAGUGUGCACACACAUUCUACCCCUGCUCCCAGCACACUUCUUGUGAGGAACUGGAAGAGGAGGAGGGGGGCUGGCAAGAUGUGAGGAGGAAGGACUCUCACCCCAUACACUGUAUAGUCACUACAACCAUCCCAUCUGCUCCAAGUGUAGCCCGUUCUGAAGGGCAGAACUGGUGCACUGCAGACUCCAUAUGCGUGUCACUGCUGCUCCACAUUCCCAGCAAGCCAGGACUAGACUCUGCCUGCUGGAUCCAAACCUCUCCCCAACCUCCCUCUCAGGGGAACUUCUCCCUUUACCAUACUGGACUCCACAAUCAUACUUGAAAUGGGACUUGAGUCAGAGUGGUAUAUUUAUAGAUCUAUAUUUUACUUGCAUCAAAUAAUGGUGAAAUAUUGCACAAAACAAAUGGGAUCUAUAUAUGUGUGUGUGUGUAUGUAUGUGUGUGAGUGAGCAAGAGAGUGAGAGACUGUUUUAAAGGGAAUAGACCAGAGGUAAAAUGAAUGGGAGAAAGGCAGGGCACACUGCAGGGGCUGAGGGGAUGAAAUCCUCCUUUCCCUGCACCUUCCCUGUGACUUCCUCCAGCCCUGACCAAUUUUUCUUUGUUGCUAAUAAUAUUUUCUAUAUCUUGUGUUGUGGGGCUGAUGAUGACCUUGCCCAUCCUUUCUUUUUUUGUUUUAAUUUAUACAGCAGAAAGUCUGGAUUUAUCUCAACCCUAGACAAGGGACUGCUAUGUUUAGAAACCCACCCAGGAAAGGAGAGAACUGAGUGCUGCUGAGAAAUAUGAAGGCUGGCUGCUAUGGGGAGUCCCACUGGAAAGCAAAUACUGUGCUGGGAAGCAUGAGGACCUCUCACACACAGAGCUGAGUAACUGGGUUCACUGGGAAAUACCCUCUUCAUGCCACUGUUUGCAAACAGGCUCUUCCUCCCUUCCCUAGCACACCUGGAAAACAGGCUGCCCUGGUGUGACUGAGCUGCUGCACUGUCCACAGGCACACCAGGGAACAUGGUACCUAGCAUGGUCCAAAACAAAGCUCUCCUGUGGGAUGCUGGAUACAGAAUGACACCCAGUGCUCCUUGCGUGCUCAGCCAAUGGGUUCCUUUGGUGUGUGGAGACAGGGGCUCCUGUUAUCCCUGCAGGCAUGGCUAGACAUGGGGAGAACCCCCCUGAACGUACCCUUUGGUGCAGGCAGGAGCACCAACGCUCCACGCAGGCGCCUGCACUCAGGAAAUGGUAUUCUGGGGCAGGCAGGUCCGACACAUGCCAGGGUGAUCUAGGGGCUGGCAGGGUCACCAGAAACACCCCUUCUACUACCCCCCACUCCCCUUCCCCACACACCCACCUGUGGCACAGGCACAUUUCUUGCAGGGAACAGAUGGCACUUGUAAUUCCUUUUUCUUUUUUGUUACCGUUUGAGGGAGAGCGACAAGAUUUUCUAAAAUGAUUGAAUGGAGGUUUCUUUGGCAUGAGACAGAAAAUUUUUAAAGGUAUAUUAUAUUUCUGGCUUGUUGUUACAGAAUAAUAAUAAAGAAUGUAUUUUCCUAUGCU